AUGCCGCCAUUAACGGAUCAAGAUCGCAGCUCAACCGGUCGCGGCCAGAACGUCAGCCAUCCCGAGCGAUUACAUCUCCUGAGGAAUCCACGGUUUCCAGGGCAGGCCGAUGUUUUCUGGACGGCAGCUAGAGCCGAUGGCCGCGGAAUGGGAAUCAGCUGUGCCUUGGGCAACAUCUCACUCUUCAGGGGAUUUCCAGUCUCGGAGUGGAAAGAAAUGGAGGGUAUAUUUGAAUCCAAAAUGAGAUCUCACAAACAGCUCUCCUUGAAGCUUGAGGAUGUGCGAAAUUACCCAAUGGUGAGACAAACCGCUAAAGAUAGAACACCUGAAGACAGGCGGAACCGACGCCGGGAGCAGGUGAUGUUGGUACAGAUGAAAGCAUUUUCGGGAACGGCCGUAUCUUAUUUGAUGAUAAAUCCCCCACGAGGAUGUUCCGUGCCUAUUAAUACGAGGCGGCUGCUGGGGCUAAGUAUAGGCUCAGGUUCACGGUGUAAGUUCCUUUGGUAA
Messenger RNA from Nezara viridula (southern green stink bug), 507 nucleotides. NCBI's taxonomy places the organism in Eukaryota, Metazoa, Arthropoda, Insecta, Hemiptera, Pentatomidae. The record is from the annotation of a GenBank genome assembly.